Messenger RNA from Danaus chrysippus (African queen), 2544 nucleotides. Lineage: Eukaryota; Metazoa; Arthropoda; Insecta; Lepidoptera; Nymphalidae. The record is from the annotation of a GenBank genome assembly.
AUGAAGUGGCCGGGUACUGGCGGAGAGGAAGAGGCGGGCGAAGCUGGUCUGCAGACAGCGCGAGUAUCGCAAAGUCGAGCCCAGGACGACGCCGCUGUACAUUAUGUGUUCCAGCGAGAGAACCAAGAAGCUGAUUUGUCUACACUAGCUCCUAAACAACGCUGGGCGGUUUGCGAAGAUUCGAUAGCAGAGAAUCAAGAUAAAUGGAAGAAUCAUACUCCUAUAACAAUGAAUAACAUACAACACCAAGGUCAUAUACAGUUAAAGAACUCACAAACCAAUCAACAAUAUAUUAACCAGGCGAUAGCAUCCUCGGUGGGCACGCUAGCUAUAAACCCGUCUGUGAUUGGAAGCCACCCGGCACAUUUGACUACAAACAUGGUCCAUACCCAAUUGGCUCCAUUACAAAACCACACAUUGGGUAACAAUUUGGCCAUACAGAACAGCAUGAUGCUGCAACCUCUUCAAGGAAUGCAGAAUGCUCCUCAAAUGGGGCAGCAAGGUUUAUAUGAUAUUCAUCAACACCCAGCCACUCCCAUGCAAGCUCCUAUGAAUGGCAUGGGCAAAAGUGCUGAGCACCUCAUGUAUCUAAGUCAGGCUGGCAUGCUUGCCCCCGGAACAAAUCAAUUUCUACAACAAGGACAGAAUCAACUUGGGCUUACACCAGUCGCUGCAAUAAGAAAUCAGGUAAGGAGUAGCUUUAGAAUUGCACCAUCUGCAAAAAAGUUGUGGGACAAAGGACCUGGAGCUGGAGGUGAUAUCAAAGGACCACCGCACCUACCACCCUUGCAGCUGAACCCUGAACAAAUGUGGCGAGACCCCACUUGGUCUGCUCAAGCAGUGGAACACAAUGUGGGUGUACCAAUGAUGGGUACCCGUCGCGGGGUAGCGUUCCCCGGCGGCGAUGCCAGCAGCAUCCUCUCACCGAGAGACACCGCCGGCCUGGGGGUCAAGAUGGUGGAGUACGUGCUGAGAGGCUCCCCAACGGAGGGUGGCGCGGCGGGUGCAGUGGCGGGCGGCGUGGCGGGCGGCGGAGAUAAGGUGGCGGGCGUGGUGGCGGGCCUGCGGGGCAUGGUGCUGGACGAGCGCUCCGACGACAAGCAGCCGGCCGACAAGGACCUGCACGAGCUGCACGAACACGCCGCGCUGCAGAACGGACUGCACAACGGGCAGGACGACGACAAGGCCUUCAAUCGCACCCCUGGCUCCCGGCAGCCGUCUCCCGCUGAGGAGGAGGGUGGCGUGGGCGGCAUGAACAACGUGGGCACCGGCGGGGUGAACGCGGGCGGCGUGGGCGUCGGGGUGGGCGUGGGUGUUCGCAACGGCGAGGCGGGCGCCUUCCCCCUGCUGCCGCACGCGCUGCCCGCGCCGCAGCCGCAGCUGCACCACCUGCCGCAUCUGCAGCACCCGCAGCAUCACCCCGGUAUGCUUGGAGUUGCUCCUCUCCAAGGUCUGCCACAUCCACAGCAUCCUCAACUUCAUCCUGGCAUGAAUCUAAAUGACUCUAUGAACCAGCACAUUGAACUUGUAUUACAAAUGGAACAGCACCCACAGUUUGACAACAACAGUUUUGCAAACACACAACAGUACGCGGGCGGUGUGGGCGGGGUGGGCGGUGGCGUGGGCGGUGUGAGCGCGUCCAGUAGCGGAGUGGGCGGCGCGGGGCUCGUGAACGGAGCGUCCGUGGUGCCCGCCGCGCCGGACUCUGCGCAGCAUCACCAACCCUUCGAGCUGCAGACACGGGGGCGAUCGGACGGUGCGGUGUUCACGGAAAAGGCGAUAAGAUCGAGGCGGAGCACGCUCUGCCGCACCGAGCCUCCCACCGCCACCACCGACACCACCGACACCACACCGACACCACCGACACCACACCGACACCGUGCUAGAGAACCUGCGGAUGCGGCCAGCCUUAUGCGUGUCGCACUGUCACUGCACUCUUCCUGUCCACCGGCCAACGUCCACCACCCACCACCCAUCGCCCAUCAGACCCUUGCACAACCUGCGUCCCGUGACCUGCCCCGACCGCACUCUUACAUCACCUCGGUCGCUGACAUACCCCUUUGUAUUGAUAAGUUUGUGAGAAACGCUGUGCAAAUAAAUGUGGAGCGAACUGAAUUAGCCCGUGUGAGUCAGAAGAGCGCGCUCAGAUUUCAUCAUAACGAACGAUACGCUUUAACGCCACCAUUGAAACUGUCUGAUCUAUUCAACUAUUAUAUAUUGAUGUACGUUUUCUAUGAACCUCUUUGGAAACAAACAGUCGUCAGGAGAGCUCUCGUUCUCUGUGAGCCUAAAAGAUUAGCUGGCCGACGGGCCGAUGGCAGGCAAAGUGAAGUCCCAGGGGCGCGCCUCCUUGUAAUUGAGAGCGCCCGCGGGCCGAUAAUUGUGGCUGGCCGCGGAGGCACGAGCCGGCGCCCUCUCCGACCGUACCGCGUAAAUCAUGCCCGUUACUCACCAUUACCUCAUAAUACCAAAUUGACUUACGAGGAUUUUACCACUCGCAAAGAGAUUUUCUACUCUUUUGUUGUAUUUGUUUUCCGUUCGUAA